AUGUCGAACUUGGCUUCUCUCCCUCCUUCCAUCCUCCAUAAGAUUCUCUCAAAGGUAGCAACAUGUCACAUCCGGGACUUCGAUAGUGCUAGAAUUGCUUUCUCCGGGUUUAAUCAAAUCGGCAGAGAUGACUACUUCUACCGAUCUGCUGAUCUCAUUCACUUCAAUGAUUGGAUUUAUGAGGUUAAUGCUGUAAGAAAAUUCAGACUUAUGUGCUACCAAACCGGUAAUCCAGAGGCCACCUACUUCCGCGGUAUGUAUGAGUACUUCUACCUCCAUUUACUUGAUCAAGGAAGAGAGAAAAUCCAUCUUGCUGCUGAGAGAGGAUUGUUGUUAGCCAAGUAUGUAGAUGGAAUGCUCAACUUAGCGUUUAGUGUAGAUGAUGGAAGGUUGGUUCACAACUAUCCUAACUUCACUCGUGAAUUUGCUGAUCGGCUGUAUUACAUGAUCAUGAAUAAUAUAUGCUCAGCCCAUUGUGGUUAUGAAAAACCUGAGGUGUUUACGUCUCUACUGCAAAGAAUAAAGCCUUGGUCCGUCUCAAAGGAUUGCCUGUGCUCCGCAGUAGAAGAACCGGUGUUUGUAGAGUCCUUAGAUGGAUCAAGAACACAGUGGAUAUGCGAUCGUUGUUUCUGGCAAUGUGCAGUUUGA
Molecule: messenger RNA, 648 nt
Organism: Raphanus sativus (radish)
Lineage: Eukaryota; Viridiplantae; Streptophyta; Magnoliopsida; Brassicales; Brassicaceae
Product: putative F-box protein At1g67623
Exons: 1
Coding region: 1-648 (215 amino acids)
Source: RefSeq, a predicted model, not a curated record